Guyanagaster necrorhizus is the source of this 159-nucleotide messenger RNA. RefSeq lists its product as uncharacterized. NCBI's taxonomy places the organism in Eukaryota, Fungi, Basidiomycota, Agaricomycetes, Agaricales, Physalacriaceae. The annotation marks the transcript as partial. The record is from RefSeq and is a predicted model, not a curated record. The transcript has a single exon.
GAUAAAAUAAAGAAGUGCUAUCAGAAUGACUGCACCAUUUCAGAAUACAUUUAUGAGCUGGAAACUUUAUAUGGCCUUGUUGGUGUAACUAGCAAGUGUGAGCAUAUUAUCAAGCUUUGGAAUGUAUUCUAUAGAGAGAUGCAGCAUGAACUCUAUUGA